UAGCGCAAGUAAAGCCCGCAACAACAACGGAAAUUUAGCUAUGUCUAGCGCUGUUUCCACAACGGCCGGAUUUGAAGAAAUGGGCACUGGGGCCCAUAGGCGGACGAAGCGCCAACUGGGAGGAAUCCUCAAUACUGUCCUCGGCAGCGUCGGUAGCCUUGUUGGCACAGGAACUGGCUUAGCUAACCAGGGAACAGGACUGUUUGGUCUUGAAGGCGAUGAAGGCAUUGGUGGAGUCAUAAGCGGCACACUAAAUCUUGUCACUGUUGGAGCAGAUGUAUUUACAGGAAUUUUGAGUACAUUUCUUGGCAACGGUGACCUAUUCUCGGGUCUCAUUCCAUUCUUCGGCAACUGAACUACAACGCUCUUCAUCAGCCAUCACCUAAAUCGGCGAAUAUGUAAUCCUAGCACAGCAUAGAAGGCAACGUAAAAGUGCGGAAAGGCUCUUCAUACAAGAUGGACAAAGACAGCGGCUUAAAUACGAAGACGCUACUACUGUCACACCUUAUUCAUGGGAACUGUUCCCCCAGUGAUGCUGACAGCACCACAGUAUUUGUGCAUCUUGCACUAGACGUUUUUACUACCUUCACUGCAUAAGCAACAAUCCACGCUUUUAUCCCUGUCAUACUGUAAACGAACCUCUCAAAUGCUAUGGUUCAGCACACGACUAUUCACAUCAUACAACAACGGAGUAAACAAAACAUAU
Messenger RNA from Ornithodoros turicata, 706 nucleotides. RefSeq lists its product as uncharacterized. The transcript has 3 exons. NCBI's taxonomy places the organism in Eukaryota, Metazoa, Arthropoda, Arachnida, Ixodida, Argasidae. Bases 41 to 355 code for a protein of 104 amino acids. The record is from RefSeq and is a predicted model, not a curated record.